Achroia grisella is the source of this 1228-nucleotide messenger RNA. RefSeq names its product peroxisome biogenesis factor 10 (gene Pex10). Gene Ontology annotation, molecular function: zinc ion binding. Lineage: Eukaryota; Metazoa; Arthropoda; Insecta; Lepidoptera; Pyralidae. The transcript has a single exon. Gene Ontology annotation, biological process: protein import into peroxisome matrix. Bases 116 to 934 code for a protein of 272 amino acids. The record is from RefSeq and is a predicted model, not a curated record. Gene Ontology annotation, cellular component: peroxisomal membrane.
UCAUUUCAUGAUAAAAACAAAUAUAGUUAAAUUAGUAUUACAUAUUUUUUACAAUUUUGUAAAUUUAUUAUAUAUUACGAUUAGAUGUAAAAUAAUUACUGUAUUUUAAAUAAAUAUGGCUCGACCGGCUGCUCAACCUGCUGAAGUACUUCGAGCGUGGCAGAAGGAUGAUCUAUAUGAAAAACAAUUAGCGGAGUCAUUAUCAAAACUUAUGCCUGCACAGCAUGCUCAUAAAGCUGCACCAUUGUCGUCGGUAUUGUACAGGUCAUUCACUACCCUCAAGGAUCUACAAACAUUGGGAGAAGAGUAUUCCGGCAUAAUUCAAGUCGACGAAAGUUAUAACAAACUGCCUACGUUCUGCGCUCGACUAAUGAGCAUACUCUUAUCUGCUUUUGGCGAAACAUUUACAAGACAACUUAUUCGUAACGCUGAGAAGAGUGUCGAGCGAAAUGGAUCCUUACAACCUGCCGCACAGAAUGCUUUUUUAGUAGUUUUAAAAGCAGUAAAUACAAUGGUUCCACAAAUACAAAGUAUAAAUAGAGCAUUAUGUUAUAUCAGAGGAGGUCCUAUUCAAGUAGGAAAGACAAUGACUGGCAUAGAUUAUGUUCAUAUAAGGCCUGCUGCGGCGGCUUCUUACGCCCACUUGCGAUUAUUAGGCUUUAUAACGUUAUUGCAUGCAUUUAUAUCAUGUGCACAGAGUGUAUACCAAGCUAAGAAAUAUAUGGAUCAGUUAAGUGAAAUACCAAAUGAGGUGGACAGUAGUAAGUCGUGUGUGGCCUGUUUGGAGGAGAUUCUGCAGCCCUGUGUCUUGCCUUGUGGUCAUAUAUUUUGUUUCCAGUGUUGUUAUGGAGCAUUAGAGACCUGUGCAUUAUGCCGAUCAACAUUCACAAAGAACACUGUUGUGCCACUGAUGAAUUAUUAUCCUGGUAAUUAGUAAAAUAGUAAUAAUCAGCAAGAAAUAUGAGUGGUUUGCAUGAUAUAAAAUAAUAGUUGCGAUUGUAACUUGAACUCUAAAUAUAGUAAAUUAUAGAGAUGUAAUUCACAUAGGAUGGGAGUGGUAGUUAUAAUGUUCUGUGCGUUAGAAGUAAUAAAAUUGUUCCACUAAAGAUAAUGUAGGUCUUUCCAUCCCAAAAAAUAUGUCCAGUAAACUCCAGUGUUACUAUUUUUAUUUACAUUCAUUUUAAUAUUUGACCUGGCAAACAUUGUUCUUAUAAAUUAUAACCUACCA